Messenger RNA from Closterium sp. Naga37s-1, 1488 nucleotides. The record is from the annotation of a GenBank genome assembly. Lineage: Eukaryota; Viridiplantae; Streptophyta; Zygnematophyceae; Desmidiales; Closteriaceae.
AUGCGCCCGCUCAUUCUCACCACUGAAACGUCUCCUCUUCCAUACCCUUCCCCCCUGUUCCCUCUCUCCUCCCUCCGUCUGCUUCGGUUCCUCUCUGCUCCACCCCUCUCCCCUCUCCCCCUCCUCUACAGAAUGCUCGUCUCCAUGCUCUCUAUCCCUCGGGAGGUUCUGUCUCUCGUGCGCCUGCAAUCCCUGCGGCUCUCUUCGUCCUCCAUUCCGCCCACGCGCAUGCCAAGCAUUCCCUCUAUCAUCGGCCAGCUCACCUCCCUCACUUCCCUCUCAGUGGCGGGCGGCUCAUUCCCUGCAUCCCUCUCCCAACUGAAGCAGCUCAAGUCAUUGAGCUUGGACGGCACUAUCUUCUCCUGCACCAUUCCCCACUUCUUCUCCCGCCUCACUUCCUUGAUACGCAUGGAGCUAACGCGGGUGGGCCUCUCGUCCUCGCUGUCCUCGGGCUUCUCGCGCCUCACCAACCUCAUCAUGCUCAACGGCAUUCACAAUCGCUUCUCUGGCAGCAUCCCGUCAACCAUUAGCCGCCUCUCAGACCUCUCCUACAUCUGGCUGGACAACAACAUCAUCACCGGCUCCUUUCCAGCUUCCAUCUCCAAGCUCCAAAACCUCGCCUUCCUGAGCAUGGAGGCCAACCGCCUCACAGGCAGUCUGCCACAAGCCAUCGGCAGGCUCUCGAGCCUGCAAGGCCUUGACCUCUCACACAACAGCAUCUCAGGCUCACUGCCAUCCACCAUGGGCAAUCCGAAGCUUCUUCGCUCCAUGCGAGCCGACAACAACAGCAUCACUGGAUCCAUCCCUCUCUCCUUCUCCUCUCUCACUACUCUCUCCUUCCUCUAUUUCAACCAUAACAGCCUCAGUGGCUCUCUGCCAACCAACUUCGCAAACUUCUCAGUCCUUCAUACCCUGAGCCUCUCCAACAACCUGCUUCAGGGCUGCAUACCACCUUCCAUUGCGCAUGCUCCCAAGCUGAAAAACCUCCUGCUCGCCAACAACCAGCUGUCAGGCCGCCUCCCUGAACCUUCCAUCACCAACCCGGCCUUUUUCACAUUCAACGUGCAAAACAACAACCUCUCCGGUCCAAUCACUGACUCUGUAUUCCCUGUCUCACCCACUCUCUACACCGUACAACUCGCCGGCAACAGCUUCACAGGGGGCAUCCCUGUCGUUCUUGCUCAAUGCCCCAACCUCAUGCACCUGAGCAUCAGCGAGGGCAUGGAGUGUCCUUCACCUGCUUCUGCGUGCACUCCCUCUCUCCGCUCCCCCCUCGCCUCCUCUGCUUCUCCGCUCGCCUUCUGCUCUCUCUGCCCCAACCCCACCCCCUCCUCCUCCCAGCCCACCCCCUCCUCCUCCCCCCUCGCCUCCUCUUCCCUCUCCUCCUCCCUCCCCUCCACCUCCCCCACUCUUCUCGCCACCACCACAGUCACCGCCGCCACCCCCAUCACCCCGUUACCCCCACCACCACCAUUUUCUACUGGUUAG